CACUUAUCCUUUGCACGAUAUUUCCUACUCCACAAGGCAAUUGCUGCUGGUGCUAUUACUACUAUUAGCGUAUUUUACUACUACUAUGACAACUAGAGCUCCUGUAUCAAAACCCAUUCCUCGCUCCUUACAAAAUAUCGCUCAGGAUCGAGCUGGUUCUUCCUUGCGCGCUUUUGAGAUCUCGCAGAUCAAGAAUCGAUACAAAUCGUCCUUCAUUGCUAUUGCUCCUACUUCCUCUCCUGCUACUUCUACUGCAGCUAGUGUCGGUGGCAAUGACAAUGACAAUGAUAAGGAUAAGGAUAAGGAUAAUAUCUUGAACUACUGCGAUCAAUUUCAACUCAAGAUUUACCCCAGCGAUCCCGACUUCCCAUACGAGAUUGAGUUUCUUCAUAUCCAGUUGUCAGUCCCCACGGAUUAUCCAACCUCGCCUUGUAGUGUCACUGUUCUCAACAAAGAUAUACCUAUAGGAUUUGCUACCAAUCUUGAGCGUGGAUUUGCGGAGGCAGCAUUGCAAAAAAGAUCAUUGUUGGCUCAUCUCAACUGGUUAGAUAUCAAUAUGGAGCAACUGCUCCAGAAACCGCCUGCACCUACCAUUCGUUUUAUAGGCCAUGGACAUGGACAUCAGCAAUCUCAACAUCCUUCUGCUGCUGGGUUACCAUCAUCAACAGUGCCCACUCUUCCUCCUCCAUUACCAAAUUCUGUUCCAAAUUCAACAGUCCUGUCCUCCUCGACUGUGCCUUCAAUACAACGUCAAGAAAUAAACCCAGUGUCUUCUUCAAAAACCUCUGAGACGUCUAUACCAAAAACUUACACAGCAGAGCAGAUCAAUCAGGCUUCGCUUCAACGCCAAAAGCAGCUGAACCAGAUUCAAACACGUUUCCGUUCAUCGUUUUCGACUAUCUCAUCCACGGAAUUUCAGAUCUCGCUAGAUACAAUUGACAAGAGCCGCAUGCCAGUCAUCUGGGAAGGCCCUCUUUGGAUUAACUUGCUAAUCCCUAAUGAAUUCCCUCUUGAGCCUUGCGAGAUUCGCUUGAAGCAAAAUGGCCUUAAUCCAGAGAUUGAGAUGUGGCGCGCAAGAAAUGUUGAGCAAGGAUUCCGCGAUAUUGCCAAAACAAUGAACCAACUAUCGCUAUUUCAACUUCUGAAUCAGCUUAAUCGGGAUCUCAAAGAACUCCUCAGCAAUACUGUACUUCCUUCUCAAAGUCCUGCUCCAUCUGUAGCAACCGGCGCUCUCGGUAUUAAUCAAGACGACAUGCAGAGUCAGGCAGGAUCCUCCUCUGCUGCCAAAGUACUUUCAGCCUCAAGCUCCACGGCUCGUAUUGGCACUACUAAUUCAUCGCCUCAACGUGAUCCCAUAUCUGAGUCAGAUCGAACCAUGGACCAGACAAAACCAAAACUGAUCUAUGUCAAUGCGCCCAACUAUCCUCCACGUCGAAACUUUGAUCAAUAUGAAGAUCACGGAGCCGUGACGAGUGAGGACGAUAAUGAACGAGAUGAUGGUUCUCAGCAUAGUGAUAUGGACAUAGGGUCGUUAUCCCGUAAUGAAGACUCAAAUAAUGAUGAUGACGAUACCGAUAACGAUGACGAUGACGAUGACGAUGACGAUGACGAUGACGAUCAGCAAGGAUCCUUGAAUACGUUAAAUGGACCAAUAGUGGAUGGCACACCACCCAAGAGAGGCAUCGAGAUCCGUAUGCCUGAUCUCAAGCUUGAACAUAUAUCAUUGCUAUAUUGUCGCUCAUUGAGUCUAUUAGUCAAAUGCAAUCGUUGUAAGGGACUGUUUGAGAUCCCUGAUAUCCUCCCAAGUGAUGGAGGGGGACCACCAUUGUCAGCGCCUGGUAGUAAAUCCAACGCACCUACUGAUACCCGCAAAUGGAAAGUCUGUGAGAAUUGUCAGUCGCUUAUGGGGGCCCAUUUCCGAGUAGAGUACAUCCACAUGCAAUCUCGCACUAUCGGCUACCUGGACUUGGCAGGCUGCACAGCGUUUGACAUAUUGCCCUCUAUCUUUGUUCCCACCUGCAGCGAGUGCGAUCAAAUCCUUGGUACUACGGCUAUUACUAGUGAUCUCUCCACUGCUAUGAGUACUACAUCUAUUGAUGACUCUACAUCGACGUCCAACUCGAAACUAUCUGCAAACAAUCGCCAAAACCCAGCAUCUGCCCAAGUACUGCCGUCUGUAGCAGCAGGCUUCAGACAAAGGGUUGGACGUGGCAUGUCCGCCACUGCCAACUGUCGAAAAUGUCAUUCGCGGAUGACUUUUUCAAUGGAAGGCGAGAUCAAGUUUGUGAAGCUUAGUCCGGGAGAUCUGAUGAAAGCUAAUGCUUCUACCCUGGAGCAGCUUCCACUCAAGAAAAAAGCUGCCAUGCGCAAGAACAAGAACGGCCUUGAUUUUGAACUCAAAGUUGGUGAACCCCUCCCUCGAAAGGGAGCGUGUGAUCAUUAUAAGAAAUCCCGACGCUGGUUCAGAUUCCCGUGCUGCCAAAAGAUUUACCCCUGCCAUAUCUGCCAUGACGAAAAGGAGUCUGGCUCCCAUGAAUGCGAUUACGCAAAACGGAUGAUCUGUGGUCACUGCUCACGAGAGCAGGUUGUGAGUGACAAGCCCUGUGUCUGUGGUGAAAGUCCAGUCAAAAAGUCCAGUGGUGCUAGCGCAUUCUGGGAAGGAGGUGAAGGUAUGAGGGAUAAGACGCGGAUGAGCCACAAGGAUCCUAGGAAGUACCGUGGUACCAAUAAAACUGUUGCAAAGAAGCAAGUGGGCGCUGAAAAUAUGAGAAAAAGAGCGCACAAGGCGGAAAAAUGAGCCAGAUAUUUUUUCUUAACCGGAG
Lobosporangium transversale is the source of this 2822-nucleotide messenger RNA. RefSeq lists its product as hypothetical. The record is from RefSeq and is a predicted model, not a curated record. Gene Ontology annotation, cellular component: nucleus. NCBI's taxonomy places the organism in Eukaryota, Fungi, Mortierellomycota, Mortierellomycetes, Mortierellales, Mortierellaceae. The transcript is spliced from 2 exons. Bases 86 to 2797 code for a protein of 903 amino acids. Gene Ontology annotation, biological process: protein ubiquitination; ubiquitin-dependent protein catabolic process. Gene Ontology annotation, molecular function: ubiquitin protein ligase activity; zinc ion binding.